Paramisgurnus dabryanus is the source of this 1685-nucleotide messenger RNA. RefSeq names its product DnaJ (Hsp40) homolog, subfamily C, member 17 (gene dnajc17). Gene Ontology annotation, biological process: spliceosomal complex disassembly. Gene Ontology annotation, cellular component: spliceosomal complex. Lineage: Eukaryota; Metazoa; Chordata; Actinopteri; Cypriniformes; Cobitidae. The record is from RefSeq and is a predicted model, not a curated record. Gene Ontology annotation, molecular function: RNA binding.
UCUGUCGCUUUAAAAUCACACUGAAGAAGUUCACAAACCCAUGCUAAACAUCUCAAGAGCUUUAUUAUCAUCACAGUUUUAUUUUCACAACCAAAUAAAAGCAUGGCGUCAACAAAAGAGCUUUUACAGAUGGAUCUUUACGCGUUAUUGGGUGUUGAAUCUGUAGCUACACAGAAACAGAUCAAGAAAGCGUACAGACAGAGAGCGUUAUCCUGUCACCCGGACAAAAACCCAGACAAUCCUAAAGCUGCUGAACUCUUCCAUCAGCUCUCUCAGGCUUUGGAGGUUUUGACAGACGCUGCUGCCAGGGCUGCCUACGACAAGAUCUGCGCUGCUAAAAAACAAGCUGAGGAAAGAAACCGAAAACUAGACGACAAGAGGAAGAAGAUCAAACUCGAUUUGGAGACACGUGAGAAAGAGGCAGAGACUCAGAAAACCGAAGAAGUCAAAAUUAGCCGUACGUUAGAAGAGGAGAUCGCACGUCUGAGGGAAGAAGGUUCAAGAGAACUUCAAGAACAGCAGAGACUCGUGCGAGAGCAGAUCCAGAGAGAGACGAACACUAACACAAACACAGACUCGUCAUCAGGAUGGAAGAACAGCAGUAAUGUGACUCCUAAACUGAAGUUAAAGUGGAAAUGUAAAAAAGAUGAUGCAAGCAAUGCAGGAUAUUCUCAAGAGUGUCUUCAAAACCUCUUUCAGAAGUAUGGAGACGUGUUGAACAUUUUAAUCUCCAGUAAGAAGACCGGCAGUGCUGUCAUUGAGUUUGCCACAGUUAAAUCGGCUGAUCUGGCGUUCAGAAAUGAGAGUGGUCUGACUGGAAAUCCUCUAAAGAUCACAUGGCUGGAGGGUCAACCUGACCCAGCAUCACAUCUAAACACACCAUCAGAUGUUUUCUCCUCUUCACAGGGUCCUUUACGCAAUGAGCGUGAUUAUGAGAGCGUGGUCCUGAUGAGACUGAGACAGGCUGAAGAGAGAAAGAGAUUAAUAGAAGAGAUGAAGAGAGAGGAUGAAGAGACGGUGUGACCAUAAACACAUUUUCAUUUCAUCUAAAGUCUUUUUACAUUUUACUUCAAUAAAACUUUUUUGUCUAAAUUUUAAACACAGUUUCUAUGUUUUGCUUAAAGUUUGCAUGUGCAUUAAAUUCAAGGAAAUCAUUUUGAUAUUUUGUUAUUUAAUGCAGUGACAGAUUUGAUAACUACAUUUUGGAUAAAGCAUUGAAUGACACGAGACUCAGAUCUCACUGUAAUACCUGCAGAGGCUUUAAUCAGAUUUUUAUAUUUAUCUGAAGUCUUAACUUAAACGACAGAUGUCUGUGGUUGUGAUGUUUUGUUGUAGUCUUCAGAUGGAGAAAUUUAGUGCACAUUUCUUAACCAUUUGUAAAAACUAUUCUGCCAUAUGUGUGUGUAUUUCAGAUAAACACGCAUGUAAAAAUCACACAAACUUUGGUUAGUUGCUGUAGGUCAGAUGGUUUCUAUAAGACCUUGACCAGAAUCAGCUGCAGUGGAUGGGACUUUCUGUUCUGUUUACCUUCUGUGUUGUCUGUUGUGUUCAUAAGAAACAUUCAUGUUGUUCCUCAAUGUUGAUCUACAUACAUGAGCAGUGUAUUCAUCAUCUUUGAUCCUUUCAUCAUGUGGUGUACACCAGGGGUUUUCAAACCAGUCCUAAUUAUUUUGAAAUGUAGGAAA